GUCUAUAUACAUUGUAAUCUCCGAGUUAUUCUUCUCGGAGAAAUAAAAUACAUUGAUUACUGAAUUUGUUUAUUUCCAUAUUAAACAGAUGAUGUGGAUUGCUGAUACACGAUCCUGCAUUUCCCAAUGGAUGUUAUAGAUGCUAUCGAUCUGUGAAAUAUAAACUAGCUUAAUAUAUGAUUCCUUAUUCAAUUAGAGACGUCAACAUUUUAACAGUUUUCGCUGUACGAGAUGUAGUUAAAGUUCAUAAUAGAUGGGUUAGUAUUGACAGUUGCAUAACGAUAGAAUGCUUCAUCGUGUAAUAUUUUGCUGUAACAACGAACUGGACAGUGCAUUGGAAGUAUAAUAUAAAGAUUGACCUUUAUCUUUUAUCGACAAAGAUAUUGUCAUGGAUGAAAGCAACAACACAGAUUCCACAGUCAAGGACACCGAUAAUUCAGAAGAUAAAGCAGCUAUAAACAAUAGAGAAAAAGAAAACAAACACCUCAAGAAUGGGUUUUCUAAAAUCGAUGAAACAGAAUUAGUUGAUGUUGUUAUAAACGAUGGAAAGGAUAUUGAAGACGAAAACGAACAAAUGUUUCAGGAUGUUAUUAUAGACGAUGAAUUCCAUGGGAAAGAAAAACAACCUGAAUCAAGACUUGGGAUUAUAAGACAGUCUGCGAAAGGUGUAAUUGAACAUAUUGCAUUCCGGAUAUUUACAGUUGUCCUGAUUCUAACCGAUAUCACUUUAGUUAUCGUGGAAGUUACUGUCUUCAGUGAAGACGAUGAAACAUCUUAUAGAAUAGAAUUAGUUUCAAGGGCAAUCAUUUCUUACUUCGUCCUGGAAAUAGGCGUUCGAAUAUUUGUCAAAGGAAAACGAUUUUUUAAGAGUGUGAUGGACGUUUUAGAUAUGAUUAUAGUGUUUGCCACAUUUAUCUUUGAUGUAGCAACUUUUGUAGUUGGUGUGUCUACGAACGACUACUCCAGACUUCCAGUAAUUGGACGAGGGUUAAGAAUUGUUAGAAUAUUCCGGUCUAUAUACAUCAUGGUCCAACAGUAUCGUCACUUUACGAAAGCUGCUAGACAAACUGUAUCCCAAAAUAAAAGGAGGUACCAGAAAGACGGAUUCGAUCUGGAUCUCUGUUACGUUACAGAAAGAGUAAUUGCUAUGUCAUUCCCGUCAUCCGGUGUAAGGAAACUAUACAGAAAUCCUAUUGAGGAUGUAGCCAGAUUUUUAGAUACAAAACAUAAAGAUCACUACAGAGUUUAUGAUUUAUGCAGUGAACGUAACUACGACCCAAAUAAAUUCCACGGAAGAGUAGAACGCUUGUUUAUAGAUGACCAUAACGUUCCAAUCCUUGAAGAUUUGAUAAAGUUUUGUAAGAAUGUACGUGAGUGGCUUUCUGAGGAUGACAAAAAUGUAAUAGCUGUCCAUUGUAAAGGUGGUAAAGGUAGAACGGGGACCAUGAUUUGUACUUGGUUGGUCGACUGUGACAUGUUCAAAGAGGCAGAGAGUAGUCUGGAUUAUUUUGGAGGUAGACGAACAGACCUUAGUGUUGGUACAACAUUCCAAGGCGUGGAAACGCCAAGUCAGAGUAGAUAUGUUGGUUAUUAUGAAAAUGUAAAGAAAGACUACGAUGGAGAAUGUCCUCCAGUAAUUAACCUGAAAAUCACAAGUAUCAAAAUAACAGGCAUAAAUGAUAUUGGAAAAGGAGAUGGGUCAGACUUAGCGAUGGAAAUAUACAAAAACAAAGAAAAGGUCCAUACGGUACAAUUUGGAAAACAAAUAAACUGUCAGAUUCGACAUAAUAAUUUGAAGAACCUGAUAGACGUUCAGAUAUUAAAUUGCCCAGACCUUUACAACGACAUCAAACUUCGAUUCACCUCAAAAUCUUCAAAAGUACCAAAGGUGUAUGAUAAUUGUGCAUUUUUCUGCUGGUUCCAUACAUCAUUCAUAGAAAAUAACAGAUUAUUAUUACCGAGAGAUGAACUCGAUAAUCCACACAAAAAGAAGGUUCAGAAGAUAUACAAAGAUGAUUUCUCAGUCGAAGUUGGAUUUGAAAAGAUAAGUUGAAGUAAAACUUUAAAAGAUGAUAACGUGUCGAUGAUCGUAUUGUCAACAUAAAUUGGAAAGAAAAGACGACAUUUAGAUUGAGAGAACAGAAUGGAAGAAAAUUUGAUAUUUUCUAUCAGGCAACUACAAACAAAGAGAUACAAUUUGUUUAUAAUCUCAGUAUAUCGAUCUGGCAGAGACAACGAGAAGGAAAAAACUUCACUAGAAGAAAGUUAACGAAAUACAAUUUUGUCUGAUUUCCUUGUAAAUACUUUUCACGUUUGACUUGAUAUGGACAAAAUCGGUUGCUCAGAAUUGUGUUAUUUGUGCUCUAUGACGUUUGUAUUUUUUUUUAACUAAUUAUGUAUGUUUUUUAUAUUGAAACAAAUUUCGAAGACGGUACAGAAGGAUUUAUUUAUUUUCAAAUGUUAUCGUUGUUGUCGUGAAAUAAAAUCUGAUAUUUUAAAAUGUA
Messenger RNA from Mytilus californianus (California mussel), 2504 nucleotides. Its product is annotated as phosphatidylinositol 3,4,5-trisphosphate 3-phosphatase TPTE2-like. The transcript has 15 exons. NCBI's taxonomy places the organism in Eukaryota, Metazoa, Mollusca, Bivalvia, Mytilida, Mytilidae. The coding region runs from base 389 to 2053 and encodes 554 amino acids. Gene Ontology annotation, molecular function: phosphatidylinositol-3,4,5-trisphosphate 3-phosphatase activity; monoatomic ion channel activity; protein tyrosine phosphatase activity. Gene Ontology annotation, cellular component: cytosol; membrane. Gene Ontology annotation, biological process: protein dephosphorylation; monoatomic ion transport; transmembrane transport. The record is from RefSeq and is a predicted model, not a curated record.